This is a messenger RNA of Corythoichthys intestinalis (scribbled pipefish), 6432 nucleotides long. Its product is annotated as FH2 domain-containing protein 1-like. The record is from RefSeq and is a predicted model, not a curated record. Bases 3652 to 5478 code for a protein of 608 amino acids. NCBI's taxonomy places the organism in Eukaryota, Metazoa, Chordata, Actinopteri, Syngnathiformes, Syngnathidae. The transcript has 13 exons.
GUGAAAUUAUUUCCUAAUUAAAUACGUUUUCUCGUAAGGAAUAGGGUUAAAGUGCCGAUGACGGCAAAAAGCAUGUUUAUUUCAUAUUUCACGCUGUAUUUGUGCUCCCGAAUGAAAUGGACUGCUUGGAUGUGUGUGGAAGCGAACAAUUUUUAUAUUUAUUUAAUCCUGCGCCAUGAAAAUGAAUGACUUCCUGGAUUGAGGGCAAAUGCGAAUGUGACGUCACCGGGUCAACAUCUCACAAUACAGCAAUGCUUUAUAGCAUGCAGGUGGACUGCGGAUUCAGCCGGUUUUGCUGAUUAAUUCAUUUUUCGCAUCACGCCAGCCAAACGUAGGUUUUUGAUGCUGCACCAGGGAGAGGCGUGUGAGCCUUUUUGGGUUUCAAAAAGUUCCCAUUCACCGCGGAGAUUGGCCAAAAGUCCGACAACUAUGGGACUAUAGUACUUACGUGGAAGUGAGGAAACUACAUGUUUUGUAUUAUGUCAACUACUGGGAUCAUGGCACACGUUUUAAUAGGGAGAUGGCUUGCAUUUUGUGGCUGACAAUGCUCCUUGUCCACCGAGAAAGCCACUCGGCCGACGACCGGCGGCUUGUCGUGCACCCCGUUUAGUUCUCUUCGCGUGCCAGCCAACAAUGCGCUUGGCUUGGCGACGAGCAGUGGCAGCCCGCCGUGGCUGCAGUAAAACGACGAGCUGUAACUUGCUCGCCCCGGGGGCUGGCCGAUCCAGCCCGCUGAGUCCUCUUCGCGUGCCCGUCGAGAAUGCACUUUCGCCGGCUUAACCACGAGCAGCUCCACGCUCUGACGUUGGCCGGUUUGUCCACCGAGAAUGGGCUAUUUUCAGCGUUCAAUCCCGGCGACAAGCACUGCCAGCCUACCGUUGUUUACGCUCUUUCCUCCAUCUCCGAAGCCAGGGUAGGGAAAUGACAAACGCUGGACUAACUCGGUGGCGUAAAAUACCGUCCGGGAGAGGAAGAAGUCCUCAUUUUUUAUCAUUAGGCAGCAGUGUUGGGAGCAGAGGUUGCGCUAGACUUUUUUGUUGUCUGUCAUUUUGACUGACAGUGUCAUAAAAAUCCGGUCAUAAUCUAUUUUUACCCGUCACAUUUUUAAAAUGAUAAUGACAUAUUCAAUAGUAUUUAGUUUUCAUUCAUUUUUAAUUAAUAUUCUGUCCGAACAAGCUUAACAAGAGGCAAACAGACAGCGGAGUGCACCAAUCAGCGACGGGCAGACGUGCCGUUAGCAAAGCGACGAGGGCAGGACGAGGGAUUUGCGCGCGGAAGUAAACAUACGAGGAAAACAGAGUUUAUUCAACAUGGCUAGCGCGAGACAGACUGUUGUCAAUGUCUCGUGUUGAUGUGUUUUAGCUCAUUUAAAACUGAAUUUAAAUGAGCAUAUUCUCGGCUCUGCCGUUCGCCAUCUGUGUUGUUGCAGAGACGACUUUCGGCGCGCAAGAGUGACGUUGCUCGUGAAGAACACGUCACGCAAAUAAAAUCUGAUUUGUCGAUUGAUUUUGUACCUACUCGAGAGGCUGUGUCCUAGACAUUUCUCUCAGUGUUUGAAAAAUACAGGGAGAACAGUUUGGCCGUGCCAGGCAAACACUCAGUUGCCUUGACAUUUUUCCGAGUAAGGCCAACGACGUCAUGCAUCAAGAGAAACAAUAGCUAAUUAAUAUGCUCACUCGCCACCCUGUGGUCUGGGGUGUGAAUUGCAACCUGUCAAAAUGACGGAUGGACUUGAGUUUUUUCCGUCACCGUUUUAAAAAACCGGUCAACGACGGAAAAUAUUCGGUUAACGCGACCCCUGGUUGGGAGUAACGCCAUUACGUAACGGCGUUAUUUUUUCAGUAACUGGGUAAUCUAACUAAUUACUUUUUCCGCCAUUACAAUGCCGUUACCGUUACUGACGGUCAAAAGCGGUGCGUUACUUACUCUGAAUAAACUGAAGAAACUACCAGCCGUGUCGAGUCGACUCUCUGCUCUGUUGAUUUGUCAUCCAAGACUUGGGGUGUGUUCAGGUUCGAGAAUAGCGCACGUACUUCUGACUCCAAGCUGUUAGUCCCUGCUCAUUCAAUUAGACAAUGCUUUCCAAAGUUUGGUAACGUUUCUGUGUUUGCUACACCUGAUGCUAGCCUCGUUCCCAUCUCCCACUGUCAGCCAGCAAUAAUUCUGCUUCCAUCAAGGUGACGUGAAUUGUCGGGAAACGAGCAUACCUGAAUGCAGGCCCUAGAGAGAUGCGAUGGAAGUGAUUGUGAUUGGCUGAGGGUUAGAGUCACGUGUCGUGGUAAGCCAAUCAGAGCCGGUGAUUUCACAAGCAAACCGGAACCGCGUGCGGCAAACACACACGCAAAACAGAUGCACAGGGUCGAGAUGGCAGAGCAUUCAUAAGAAAAAAUGUCCUUUAAGAGGUGGAGAUAGAGACACUAUUUCAAGUUUGUCGAAAUUAAAGGAAAGAACCUGCAUGUAAUGUGUAAUUUAUGUCCCGGGGCAAAGCUUUUGUCGACAUCUGUGGUAAGCAAUUCAAAUCUGCUGAAGCACCUAACAAGUUAACUACCUGUCUGUUCUUCUCUAUUCUGCUGACUCGAAUACUGCUCGGAAAAUUUCAAAUUCUUUGACAUACAACAAGUUCUUUUUAAAGUAACGGAAAUAGAUACUUUCCCAGGUAAUUAGUUACUUUUACUAUAGAGUUAUUCAGUUACUCAGUUACUUUUUGGAAGAAGUAGUGAGUAAUGUAACUAUUUUUUUAAAGUAACGUGCCCAACACCGUUAGGCAGUAAUUUUGCCCUGUCCUACUGAAUAAAUACAUUUUUAAUAUUUCAUAUUCCAUUUAGCACAAUACUGUUCUUUGUCAUGACCGUACCAUUUAUUUAGCAAUUGGGAGAAAAUACUUGGAUAAAAAGAAUAUCCUGUAAAAAUAGUGGAGAAGAGAGGUUGAAAGAAUCGUGACAUUUUGAUGCUGUCUGUCGCAUUUUCCUCGUUUUGUUGUAAAGCAGAUGAAAUCGUGACCCUGAUGACGUCAUCAUUCAGCUGGGGAGGCUAGAGCGCUAUAGUGACAGGCGAGGCUAAACGGCAGAUUAAAAGACUAAUUUCUCGUCAUCUGUGCCUUGCCAAAUUGUUGUUAUAGUCGAAUUGUCUCAAAAUAUGAUUCUAAUUCACAUAAUGCUAUUCAAGGUUUUAAUGCUGUCACAGGCACUUUAACCUUCAGGGGGAAAUGGUUAAAUGACGUUGUUCAAUAGAGGUGGCAGGGUGGGCUUUGUGAGAAAUUUUAACCAAUGGAAGGUUGUAAACUUGUAACCGGGGCAGCAACUCCAAAUAUGAUUGGUGGAGACGCGAGGAAUCCCAUUGGCGGUAAGAAUUUCAAAUUUUUUACACCUGCACGUGCUUCCGUGUUUUCACCUUGACUUUACAAAGAAGCAAACGAGGGCUUCAUUUGUCGGACUGCUGUGUUUGUGGAAUAUUCAGCUAUCAGUAUUCAAAAUCAAAAUUGGGACAUCCCUUGUUGAUGGUCAAUUCACCUCUACUCAUGCACAUCAACUUCCAUCUCUCCUUCACCUUCUCCUCCACUCUACUGCUCUACUUUGUCUGGGCAGAAAUGGAUCUGGCUAGAGCGCCUGGCUUUUGCUUUCACAAAGCAGGACCCGCUCAUCCUCAGGUGCCAUGGAGGCGGCACUGAUCUCGUCUGCGGGAGCUCCUCUUUUACGGUGCGGUCCGCCACCACCUCCACCACCACCACCUCCUCCGCUGCAGCGUCUCCUGCCCCCACCACCCUCCUGUCGGCAGCGCUCCAUGAAGAAGCUGAACUGGGACACCAUCCCCAGCCAGCACGUGCUGGGCAAGCUCAACGUGUGGACGUCAGAGCUGCCCCCCAGAGAGCUGGUGCUGGACACCCGAAGCAUGGAGGAGCUCUUCAGCCAGGUGGAGCGGCGGGCCUGCGCCAAGGCCGCCGCCUCCCAUGCCCACCCGCCCCAGCCUCAGAUGAGCAUUCUGGACUCCAAAAAGAGUAUGAACGUUGGCAUCUUCCUCAGAUAUUUUAAGAGGCCGGCGGCAGAACUUGUGAUGGACAUUGUCCGGGGAAACUGGCGCGCCUUUGACGGCGGCAAGCUGACAGAACUCUGCAAACUGCUACCCGACGAAAGCGAGGUGAAAUCGCUGCUGUCCUUCAAUGGAAACGUGUCGCUCUUGCCCGAGGCCGAUUGGUUCAUGGCGCAGCUGGUCAAGGUGCCAGGCUACGAGGAUCUUCUGAAGACCUUGGUCCUGCGCCAAGAGUUCCCGCUGCUCAUGGAGGAGACUAACAAGUCGCUGGCCGUCAUGAUCAAAGCGGCUAAUGAGCUGCUGGACUGCGAUGAUCUUCAUGCCGUCAUACGGCUUGUGUUGAAAGCUGGCAAUUACAUGAACGCUGGCGGAUACAGCGCCGACGCCAUGGGCUUCCGGAUGGCCUCACUGCUCAAACUGGCCGACACCAAAGCCAACAAGCCAGGCGUUAACCUCAUGCACUAUGUCGCCAAGCAAGCGGAGGACAGUGACGGCGAACUGCUGACCUUUCCCAGCCAACUGGAGCACAUCGGGAUGGCGGCCAGAAUCUGCAAAGAAGAAGUGCUGGCUGACUUGGAGCGACAAGUCGAGAAGCUCGAGGAGGUCAAACUCUAUGUGGGGAGACAUCCUGACUUCCAACAGGAAAUGUCGCCCUUUCUUAUGCAAUGCGAGGAGCAGCUUUUGUCGCUAAAGGUGUCGGCGCGGGAGCUCGACGUGUUGAGCUACGCUGUGGCCGAGUAUUUCUGCGAAGACCCCAACCGCUUCAAACUGGAGGAAUGUUGCGCCAUUUUCCAUUCCUUCUGCCGGCGCUUUCGCACCGCCGUGCAGGAGAAUCGCGAGCGCGAUGCGGCUGAACAGCGUCGUGAGCGCAAAGAGAGUAUCCGCCCGAGCACCAAACGCAAGUCCGACCUGAAGUUGCCGAUGUCAAGCGAGUCCAGUUUGGAGUCGGCCUUGCGGAGUUUCCUGUCUGAAGGCGCCCCCGCCGGCAGGUCCCGGAAGACCGCCCGGACCCCCGCGCCGGGGGUUCAGAGUCCCGAGAAGAAAGCCAUCAAAGAGGAGAUCUUCCCCCGGACCCCAUCGCCUCCGAGGACUCCUCCCUCGAUGAGCAGAGACGUUUUCUUCGCCCGCAACGGCGACGCGGACUCGCCGUGGACCAUCCUGAGCCCGCUGGCCUGCUCGCGGCAACGACGGGACGGCCCGGAGGCGGAUGAGAGCAUAAGGGAAAGAGGUCCCCGAGGCCGCUCGGCAUCCGUGGACUCUGCCCGAUGGUCGCCACCUCCGCUCGCCACCUUCCGACUGAGGACAUUGUUCCGGAAGGGAGCCGGCCGUCGCACGUACUCGUCUGGGUCCGGUGACCCCGGUGCCCCCUUCGCCCUUAUUUCCUUCUUCAAACGCUUCGGAGGCAAACGCGAAGCCGCCGAGGAACGCAACUGUACAACAAACGUGACUUGAAUUUUUUUUUUUUUUUUCUCGCUCAAAAAGCGAACAAGCAACUGAGCACUUGCUUUUGUUCCUUAGCAAUUUUGGGUCAGACAAAUCUGCUCCCUUUUAUUUUUUUUUUCUGCAAUAAAAUAUAUUUUGCUACCUUUUUACUUGUGCUUGCAUAGAAUCAACCAAGAAUCUUUAUUGGCCAAGUAUGUUAGAUAAUUAGUCUACAUCAAUGGUCCCCAACCACUGAGCCGAGUACCGGUCCGUGGCGCAGAUGCUACCGGGCUGCACAGAAAUAAUAAUUUGUUAACAACCACAUUCUUGCCUGUGUCCCUUGACACACCAAUCUGCCUGCCUACUCUAUUGACUAAUCCGAGUAGAACUAGGUGGACAAUGCCCUCAUGUGGUGGCCGCCAUUACUGGGGUGUUUACACAACUCAGUAGCAGCACAGCUUCAGUCAAUGUAAGUAGUAACAUUAGCUGCUGGCUGUGUGCUGCGGCGGAACACCUCAGCAAUGGCGGAUGGGGUAUGUCCGGUCGUUUUGCUUGGAUUAGUCAAUAGAUAAAAAUGUCAUCACAGCAAUAAAAAAGUAGAUGCUAACUCCAAUUGAUAUCUAUGUGCGCUUGUCCUCGAUAAUGAUAGCCGCAUCAAAUUUGUUCCCGGAAAUAAUAAGACCACACGCUAGCGAAGAUGACUGAUAAAACGGACGUCUUUAGACAGCUUUUUACAGGGAAAAGGCCACCUGUCGAGUCAGAAGCCUAGCCAAGUCCAGUCUGCAUAAUAUUUGGCCAAAAGUUGGUAAACGUUGCAAUUAAGUCUUCAAAGCUGCUUUGGCACAUGGAGACUAAGCGCCCUGGAAUAAUGGAUAAGCCUUUGGAAUUUUUGAAACAAAAAAAGCGUGAGCACAAAUGACAAACAAUUAGCAAGGGCCACUACAUCAUCAAAAGCAAAUGCACUGAGUGCAUCAUCGCCUACCU